AUGGGUGCUGUCAAGAUCACCGACGACUUUGAUGACCGACAACUACACCUGGAUGCUGAAUCCGAGCAAUACCAUCCUUAUGAAUACCAGUCGGAGAACAACUCCUCCUGGGCGGGGGCUCUGCCCGUGAAGCAGGGGUUGUACGACCCGUCCCUUGAGAAAGAUGCUUGCGGUGUCGGCUUUGCUUGCCAUAUCAAGGGCAAGCCAAGCCACAAGAUCGUUAGCGAUGCGCGGAACCUUCUAUGCAACAUGACCCACCGUGGUGCCGUGGGGUCAGACGCGCGAGACGGUGAUGGUGCGGGUGUGAUGACCUCGAUCCCCCACAAGUUUUUCAUCAAGAACUUUGAGCGGGACCAGGGAAUUAAGCUGCCUCCUCUCGGCCAAUAUGCCGUGGGGAACCUGUUCUUCAAGCCCGACGCGGAGACGCUGGAGGAGUCCAAGCGGCAGUUGGAAGAUAUUGCCGAAUCACUAGGCUUGAGGGUUCUGGGGUGGCGAGAGCCCCCCGUCGACUCUACGCUCCUUGGCCCUGCUGCUGCUUCGCGCGAACCCACCAUCCUCCAGCCCUUUGUCGUGCUGCGCUCUGCCUAUGGCGCGACCAACGCUCCCGAGGCGGCGGACCUCGAGAAGUUUGACGAGAAGCUGUUUGAGAGGCAGCUCUUCGUUCUCCGGAAGCGGGCCACCCAGACGGUGGGGCUUCAGAACUGGUUCUACAUCUGCUCCCUGUCGAACAAGAACAUGGUCUACAAGGGACAGCUGGCGCCGGUUCAGGUGUACCAAUACUACCACGAUUUGGUGAAUGCCGAUUAUGAGGCUCACUUUGCCCUCGUGCACUCCCGCUUCUCCACCAAUACCUUCCCGUCCUGGGAUCGUGCCCAGCCUCUGCGAUGGGCCGCUCACAACGGUGAAAUCAACACGCUUCGCGGAAACAAGAACUGGAUGCGCGCCCGUGAGGGCGUGAUGCAGUCCGAUGUAUUCGGCGAUGAGCUCGAGCUGCUCUACCCUGUGGUGGAAGACGGCGGUUCCGACUCGGCCGCUUUUGACAACGUGUUGGAGCUCCUAACCAUCAACGGCGUGCUCUCGCUACCCGAGGCUGUGAUGCUGAUGGUCCCCGAGGCUUGGCAAGGCAACGCGGCGAUGGAUCCUAAGAAGGCGGCAUUCUACGAGUGGGCUGCGUGCCAGAUGGAGCCGUGGGACGGCCCUGCACUCUUUACCUUUGCCGAUGGCCGUUUCUGCGGUGCCAACUUGGACCGUAACGGUCUCCGCCCUUGCCGUUUCUACAUCAUGGACGACGACCGCAUCAUCUGCGCUUCUGAAGUCGGGACCAUCCCCGUCGACCCCGAGAGGAUCGUGCAGAAGGGCCGUUUGCAGCCCGGCAAGAUGCUGCUCGUCGACACCAAGGCUGGGCGCAUCAUUGACGACAAGGAGCUGAAGGCUGCUGUCUCGAGCCGCCAUGACUUCAGAGCCUGGCUGGAUGAGAACCUGCUCACCAUGCCCACUGUCCUGAGCAAGGUCGCGGAGGACAAGUCCGUUGUUCUGGCUGCUAAGCCCACCGAGUCGAAGCUACAGGAAGACCCGCUGCUGCACGCCUUUGGCUACACCUUUGAGCAAGUGAGCCUGCUGCUUGCCCCCAUGGCCUCGGACGAGAAGGAGGCGCUUGGUUCGAUGGGUAACGAUGCGCCCCUGGCCUGCUUGUCGGAAGCCCCUAAGCUGCUGUACGAGUACUUCCGGCAACUGUUCGCGCAGGUCACCAACCCGCCCAUCGACCCCAUCCGUGAGUCGAUCGUCAUGUCGCUGGAGUGCUACGUCGGCCCGCAGGGCAACCUCCUCGAGAUGGACGCGACCCAGUGCAGCCGGCUACUUCUGCCUAGCCCCAUCCUGUCCAUCGAGGAGUUCAACGCGGUGAAGAACAUGUCAACCCACCACCCCGACUGGACGGUCAAGACCAUCGACAUCACCUUCCCCAAGGCGAACGGGAUCGAGGGCUACAUCAAGCACCUCGACUACAUCUGCGACGAGGCCACUGCGGCCAUCGAGGCCCGCGACCGCGUCAUUGUCCUCUCCGACCGCAACACCUCCAAGGACCGUGUCGCUGUGUCAGCUCUGCUUGCGUCGGGCAUGGUGCACCACCAUCUUGUUGCGAACAAGUGGCGCUCCAUGGCGGCGCUGGUGGUCGAGACGGCCGAGGCCCGCGAAGUGCACCACAUGUGUGUCCUGCUCGGCUACGGCGUGGACGCCAUCAACCCCUACCUGGCCAUGGAAUGCAUUUUGAAGCUCAACCGCGAGAAGCUGAUCAAGCGGAAGCUGACGGACGAGGAGCUGAUCCACAACUACAAGCACUCUUGCGACGGCGGUAUUCUCAAGGUCAUGAGCAAGAUGGGCAUCUCGACGCUUGCCAGCUACAAGGGCGCGCAGAUUUUCGAGGCGCUCGGUGUGGACGACAGUGUGGUCGACCGCUGCUUCCGCGGUACAGCCUCGCGCAUUAGGGGUGUGACCUUUGAGCUGAUUGCGGAGGAUGCGUUCCGGCUUCACGAGCGCGGGUUCCCCUCGCGCGGCACUGUGUCUGUUGCCGGGCUCCCCGAGUCGGGCGAGUACCACUGGCGUGACGGUGGCGAGGCACACGUCAACGACCCCGUGUCGAUUGCCAACGUCCAGGAUGCGGUCCGCAACAAGAAUGACAAGUCGUACGAGGCGUACUCCAAGUCUGAGUACGAGCAGAUCAAGUCGUGUACGCUGCGUGGCAUGCUCGACUUCAAGUUCGAGGACUGUGAGGCCAUCCCGAUCGACCAGGUCGAGCCGUGGACCGAGAUUGUGCGCCGUUUCUGCACGGGUGCCAUGUCGUACGGGUCCAUCUCGAUGGAGUCGCACUCGACGCUCGCCAUUGCUAUGAACAGGCUGGGCGGCAAGUCGAACACGGGUGAAGGUGGUGAGGACGCCGAGCGUUCGCAGCGCAUGGCCAAUGGCGACACAAUGCGCUCGGCCAUCAAGCAGGUCGCCUCGGGUCGCUUUGGCGUGACGUCGGCGUACCUAGCCGACUCGGACGAGCUGCAGAUCAAGAUGGCGCAGGGCGCAAAGCCCGGCGAGGGUGGUGAGCUUCCGGGCCACAAGGUGUCCAAGUCGAUUGCGCGGACCCGUCACUCGACCCCCGGCGUCGGUCUGAUCUCCCCGCCGCCGCAUCACGACAUCUACUCGAUCGAGGAUCUGAAGCAGCUCAUCUACGACCUCAAGUGCUCGAGCCCGCGCUCGCGCGUGUCGGUCAAGCUGGUGUCCGAGACGGGAGUGGGCAUCGUGGCUUCCGGUGUGGCCAAGGCGAAGGCCGACCACAUCCUCAUUUCGGGCCACGACGGCGGUACCGGUGCGUCGCGCUGGACGGGCAUCAAGUACGCGGGUCUCCCGUGGGAGCUGGGCCUAGCCGAGACGCACCAGACGCUGGUGCUCAACGACCUGCGUGGCCGUGUGGUGGUUCAGACGGACGGUCAGCUGAGGACCGGCCGUGAUGUGGCCAUCGCCUGUCUGCUGGGCGCCGAAGAAUGGGGCUUUGCGACGGCCCCCUUGAUCGCCCUGGGCUGCAUCAUGAUGCGGCGCUGCCAUCUUAACACCUGCCCCGUCGGCAUCGCCACACAAGACCCCGAGCUGCGCAAGAAGUUCACGGGCACGCCCGAGCACGUCAUCAACUUCUUCUACUACGUCGCCAACGAGCUGCGCGCCAUCAUGGCCCGUCUGGGUUUCCGCACUGUCAACGAGAUGAUCGGCCACGCUGAGGUGCUCAAGAUCCGCGACGAUAUCCGCAGCAAGAAGACGGCCAACAUCGACCUGUCGCUGAUCCUGACGCCCGCCCAUAAGUUGCGCCCGGGAGUCGCUACCUUCAAUGUCCGCAAGCAGGACCACCGUCUCUACGUCCGCCUGGACAACAAGCUGAUCUCGGAGGCCGAGCUGACCCUCGACAAGGGCCUGCCGUCGCGCAUCGAAUGUGACAUCGUCAACACCGACCGGGCCAUGGGCACGUCGCUCUCGUACCAAAUUUCGAAGCGGUACGGCCAGGAUGGCUUGCCGAUGGACACUGUCCACGUUAACAUUAAGGGCUCGGCUGGUCAGUCGUUUGGUGCCUUCCUGGCCCCCGGUGUCACGCUCGAGCUCGAGGGCGAUGCCAACGACUACGUCGGCAAGGGCCUGUCCGGUGGUCGCCUGAUCAUCUACCCACCCCGGUCGGCCGUGUUCAAGGCCGAGGAGAACAUCCUGAUCGGCAAUGUGUGCUUGUACGGAGCCACGUCCGGCUCGUGUUUCUUCCGCGGUGUGGCGGCCGAGCGUUUUGCCGUGCGCAACUCGGGUGCCACGGCCGUCGUCGAGGGUGUCGGUGACCACGGGUGCGAGUACAUGACCGGCGGGCGCGUCCUCAUUCUCGGCAGCACCGGCCGUAACUUUGCGGCGGGUAUGUCGGGCGGUAUUGCCUAUGUCCUGGACAUUGAGAAGGAUUUCCUGUCCAAGCUCAACACCGAGAUGGUCGAGGCCGGCCCCAUCGAGGAGCCCGAGGAGGUGGCCUAUGUGCGCGGCCUUAUUGAAGACCACCACCACUACACCGGCUCCGAGCUGGCUGCCCGUAUCCUGAUUGACUUUAACCGCGCUCUGCGCCGGUUUGUCAAGGUCCUGCCUGUUGACUACAAGCGCGUGCUUGCUGAGGAGGCGGCCAAGGCGGCUGAGGCCAAGCGGGCCGAGUACAACCUCCCCGUUAUUGCCGAGGGCGGUAAGGAGGAGGCCAAGAAAGAUGAGGUCAAGAAGGAGAAGGAGAAGCACAAGGGCGACAAGCUCCAGGACAUCGAGGAGAGCGUGCGGGACGACUCGGCGGAUAAGAAGAAGGCGCUGGUGCUGGACAAGACUCGCGGGUUCAUGAAGUACCACCGGCGGUCGGAGAAGUACCGCAGCGCCAAGUCGCGCACCAAGGACUGGGCCGAGCUGUCGCAGCGUCUGGACCAGGACGAGCUCAAAUACCAGUCGGCGCGCUGCAUGGACUGCGGCGUGCCCUUCUGCCAGUCCGACACGGGCUGCCCCAUCUCCAACAUCAUCCCCAAGUGGAACGAACUGGUGUUCGCCGGCCAGUGGCGCGACGCCCUCGACCGCCUGCUAAUGACCAACAACUUCCCUGAGUUCACCGGCCGUGUGUGCCCGGCCCCUUGCGAGGGCGCCUGUGUGCUGGGCAUCAACGAGGACCCCGUCGGCAUCAAGUCCAUCGAGUGCGCCAUCAUCGACCGCGGCUUUGAGAUGGGUUGGAUGGUGCCGAACCCGCCCAAGGUGCGCACCGGCAAGAACAUCGCCAUCAUCGGCUCCGGCCCUGCCGGUCUAGCCGCCGCGGACCAGCUCAACAAGGCCGGCCACACCGUGACCGUGUACGAGCGCGCUGACCGUCUCGGCGGCCUGCUCAUGUACGGCAUCCCCAACAUGAAGCUCGACAAGCGCAUCGUCAAGCGCCGCACCGACUUCAUGGCCGCCGAAGGCGUGCAGUUCAAGACGGGCGUGGCCGUCGGCGAAGCCGGCAACGUCCAGCUGCUAGACCUCAAGGCCCAGAACGACGCCGUCAUCAUCGCGACCGGCGCCACCGUCGCCCGCGACCUGCCCAUCAAGGGCCGCAACCUCGAAGGCAUCCACUUCGCCAUGGAGUUCCUGCACAAGAACACCAAAUCCCUCCUCGACUCCGAGCUCGAAGACGGCUCCUACAUCUCCGCCCGCGGCAAGAACGUCGUCGUCAUCGGCGGCGGCGACACCGGCAACGACUGCAUCGGAACAUCCGUACGCCACGGCGCCAAGUCGGUCAUCAACUUCGAGCUUCUGCCCCAGCCGCCCCCGGAGCGCGCCAGCGACAACCCCUGGCCCCAGUGGCCACGCAUCUACCGCGUCGAUUACGGUCACACUGAGGUGCGUCAGCACAUGGGCAAGGACCCGCGUGAGUUCUGCAUCAUGUCGGAGGAGUUUGUCGACGACGGCAGCGGGAAGGUCAAGGGGAUCAAUACCGUGCGCGUUGACUGGACGCGGUCGGCCACGGGCGGGUGGGAUAUGAAUAAGAUUGAGGGAUCGCAGCAGUUUUUCCCUGCUGAUCUGGUGCUGCUGUCUAUGGGGUUCUUGGGUCCCGAGGCUCGUGUCUUGGGCGAGGAUAUUGAGAAGGACCCGCGGAAGAAUGUUAAAACGGCUCCUGGGAAGUAUGCUACGAAUGUGGAGGGGAUCUUUGCGGCGGGUGAUUGCCGUAGGGGUCAGUCGUUGAUUGUUUGGGGCAUCAACGAAGGUCGCCAGGCUGCACGCGAGGUCGAUCUGUACCUCGAGAACUGCACCAACUUGCCGGUGACAGGCGGUAUUGUCAAGCGCACGGCUGAGGAGGUGUUUGUGGCUACUAAGCUGGCGGCGGCGCCUGUUGAGGCUGUUGCUGCUUAG
Dichotomopilus funicola is the source of this 6414-nucleotide messenger RNA. RefSeq lists its product as uncharacterized. NCBI's taxonomy places the organism in Eukaryota, Fungi, Ascomycota, Sordariomycetes, Sordariales, Chaetomiaceae. The record is from RefSeq and is a predicted model, not a curated record. The transcript is spliced from 6 exons. Bases 1 to 6414 code for a protein of 2137 amino acids. Gene Ontology annotation, molecular function: glutamate synthase (NADH) activity; iron-sulfur cluster binding; flavin adenine dinucleotide binding.